Messenger RNA from Rana temporaria (common frog), 2176 nucleotides. RefSeq names its product gastrula zinc finger protein XlCGF26.1-like. The transcript has 3 exons. Gene Ontology annotation, cellular component: nucleus. Bases 96 to 1898 code for a protein of 600 amino acids. The record is from RefSeq and is a predicted model, not a curated record. NCBI's taxonomy places the organism in Eukaryota, Metazoa, Chordata, Amphibia, Anura, Ranidae. Gene Ontology annotation, molecular function: RNA polymerase II cis-regulatory region sequence-specific DNA binding; DNA-binding transcription activator activity, RNA polymerase II-specific. Gene Ontology annotation, biological process: regulation of transcription by RNA polymerase II.
CACAGGAAGAUCACACCAUCCCCCACCAUCAUCAGGGCAAAGAUCCAAUUGAUAUCAAAACUGAGAUAAAAGAGGAAGAAGAAGAGACGUAUGUGAUGGGAGAUCACCAGCCUACGGAGAAGGUGGAGAUGAAUAUGGAAAAUGAACUUGAGCAAUCUUCCCUAGAUAUCGGUGCAGACGGACGUUAUAUCAAUGAUACCUCAGAAAGAUGUCUUCUAUUAUCUCAAGAUUAUGUGGAAGAAAAAGGCAUCACGCAAUAUUCUCCCAUCACGGAAAUUAUACAUCACAGACCUUCCCCUUUGGAGCGAUCAAUGGAUUGCUCCACCCCCGAGGAGUCCUCUCAUAAAUCACAUCCUGUUCCUUCAGAAAUCCAUCUGAGAUCUCCCAGUGCUGACAGAUCAACAGAUCUAUCUAUUCCCCAGGAAUCUUCUUUAGGUCUUGAAGGAGCUCACACAGAGGAGCGUUCACUUUCAUGUUCAGUGUGUGGGAAAAGUUUCACUGAAAACAGAGACCUCCUUAUACACCAGAGAAGUCACACAGAAGAGCGCCCUUUCUCGUGUUCAGAGUGCGGGAAAUGUUUCAGUAAGAAAAAAGUACUUGUUAUGCACCAGAGAAUUCACACGGGUGAGCGACCUUUUUCAUGUUCAGAGUGCGGGAAAGCUUUCGCUCGGAAAGAAAAACUUCUCAAACAUCAGAGGAUUCACACAGGUGAACGUCCUUUUGAAUGCUCAGAGUGUGGGAAAUGUUACACUCAGAAAGUAGACCUUCUUAGACACCUGAGAAUUCACACGGGUGAGCGUCCUUAUUUAUGUACAGAUUGUGGAAAAAGUUUCACUCAGAAGGGAAGUCUACAUACACACCAGAAAAUUCACACGGGUGAGCGCCCUUAUUCGUGUUCAGAGUGUGGGAAAUCUUGCGCUCAGAAAGCAGAUCUUCUCAGACACCAGAAGAUUCACACGGGCGAGCGUCCUUUUUCCUGUUCAGAGUGCGGAAAAAGUUUUAUUUUUAAGAGACAGCUUCUUCAUCACCAGAGAACUCAUACAGGUGAACGCCCCUUUUCCUGUUCAGAGUGUGGAAAAUGUUUUUCUCAUGGAGAAGACCUUCGUAGACACCAGAGAAUUCACACGGGUGACCGUCCUUAUUCAUGCUCGGAGUGCGGAAAAGGUUUUAUUCAGAAAGGAAAUCUUCUUAGGCACCAGAGAAUUCACACGGGUGAGCGUCCUUAUCAAUGUUCUGAGUGUGAGAAAAGUUUCAGUGAGAAAGGAAACCUUCUUAUACACCAGAGAAUUCAUGUUGGUGAGCGUCCUUUCUCAUGCUUAGAGUGUGGGAAAUGUUUCACUAUGAAACAACAGUUUCUUAAACACCAGAGAAUUCACACAGGUGAGCGACCUUUCCCGUGUUCAGAGUGCGGGAAAUGCUACACUCAGAAAGUAGACCUUCUUAGACACCUGAGAAUUCACACGGGGGAGCGUCCUUUUUUAUGUUCAGAUUGUGGGAAGAGUUUCACUCAAAAAGGAAGUCUUCUUACUCACCAGAAAAUUCACACGGGCGAGCGUCCUUUUUCAUGUUCAGAGUGCGGGCAGUGUUUCACCAUGAAGCAACACUUUCUUAAACACCAGAGAACUCACACAGGUGAGCGACCUUUCUCCUGUCCAGAGUGCGGGAAAUGUUUCAGCGAGAAAGAAAACCUUAUUAUACACCAGAGAAUUCACACAGGCGAGCGUCCUUUCUCAUGUCAAGAGUGUGGGAAAUGUUUCACUAUGAAGCAAAACUUUCUUAGACACCAGAGGAUUCAUACGGGUGAGCGUCCUUUUUUGUGUACAGAUUGUGGAAAAAGUUUCACUCAAAAAGGAAGUCUACUUACACACCAGAAAAUUCACAUGAGCGAACGCUCUUAGUCAUGUGCAGAGUGCGGGCAAUGUUGCAAUCGGAAAACAGACCUACAGCAGACCUGUUGAGCUGGUUUUUUUUUUGUUUUUUUUACUGUCUAGAGUGCGAAAAAUGUUUUGGUCUGACCUUAAAAAACACCAGGUAAUUCACAAGGAGAAUGUUCUUCGUCAUAUUCAGAGUGUGGGAAAUGUUUCACUAACGUAAGAUAACGUAAAGUAAGACCUUAACCUGUGAAGAGCCACACACUUAAAGAAGAAAAAAAAUCACUGAGGAAGCAAAAUCUAUU